UGAGGAUUCAAUCUCAUCCUUCUUCGAGCCAUGGGACGCUCCCACGAGCAAUUCGAGCGGCCCAAAAAUCGACACUGCCUGAAUCAUGGGCCAACGUGGAGCUUUGGUCCGGUGGAUCAUCAAGGCUGCGAUAGCUUGAGCACUCACCACAACGAAACGACCUCUCGGGGCUUUCGCAUCCAAAAUGAUUGCCUGCGCUGCGGGUGGUUUGUGUAUUCCUUGCGUGAGUGGCCGCGUUGGGAUGGAGAGCUACACACUGAACAAGGCCGUGCCUUAUAUCGUCAGCGCACCUGGUGCGAAGUGGUGGUGACUAUCAAAGCAUCCUCCAAAGCGCUAGUGGUCCCCUAUACCCUGCUGCUGCUGGGUGACCGGCUUUGGCUUCCGAACCUCGCCGCGCUGCUGGCCUGCUCGUACUUGAUCCCUUGGUGCAUUGAGAAUGCCCAGCUUUUCAAGUCCCUGGCGUCUCCGCCCUGCGCCCCACCCCGCCGCAUCCGCGCCCGCGCGGGUCCCGCGCGCGGUGCAGAGUUCAGCCCGGGCGCCGCGGAUUGCGGAGGGGCGCGGCCAGCAGAGCUGCCGGAGAUUGGGCGAUCGGAGGCCCUGGAGGUGAUGAUGGCGUCCACGCCCGACGUGAUAUUCCUGAACAGCGGGGCAAUUUGCAGUGUUUGCCUCGACGAGUUUUCCGAGGAUGCCGCACGUUUAGUCACUGAGAGUUCCAGUGUGGAGAUAGCCUGCAAGGGCUUGCAAGUGCUUGAUCCCUCGAUCGUCGCUUUGCGCUGUGGCCAUCCGCUGCAUGUCGAGUGCGCAACAGCGGCGGUCAGCGCCAGCAGCUCCCGCCACGUACGCUGCCCACUGUGUCGGCAGCCGGUGACGCUGGCUGGCGAGGCAACUGCGAACAUGUUCAGCUGAAUCUUCAUUUUCUCGGCUGAUGUUUGCAUGCGUUAUGGUUUCCAUCCCAGGGCACUCUGGCAAUGCCAAGGAUUUUGGGAUGUGGACAUCUAUUUCAAUAGGGAGACCCUAUGAGACCCUGC
Durusdinium trenchii is the source of this 1028-nucleotide messenger RNA. Lineage: Eukaryota; Dinophyceae; Suessiales; Symbiodiniaceae. The record is from the annotation of a GenBank genome assembly.